GCAGGCUGCCGUUUAAACCCGUACGUGGCAGUCAGAGAGCAGCACACAGCAGCUGAGGCUGAUGCGGCUCUUCUCCGCAACUAUUCACUCAUACGAACUGACAUCCCGCACUCCUACAGGAUACACCGAAGCAGAGACUCUCUGUGUGUCGUCAGGUUUGUUGUGACCCAGGCUGUGACAUAUUUUAAUCAUGUUUACCGUGUCGGAGCUGGUUGUCUUGCUGGCCGUCCUGUCUGCCACUGCGUCCGGCUACUUCGUUAGCAUAGACGCCCAUGCCGAGGAGUGCUUCUACGAGCGGGUCAACUCCGGCACGAAGAUGGGCCUCAUGUUUGAAGUGGCCGAAGGAGGCUUUCUGGACAUCGACGUGGAGAUAACAGGGCCUGACGGUAAGCAGAUUUACAAAGGCGACAGAGAGUCCAGUGGGAAAUACUCGGUCGCAGCACACAUGGACGGCACCUACAAGUUCUGCUUCAGCAACAAGAUGUCAACCAUGACACCCAAGAUCGUCAUGUUCACCAUUGAUAUCGGAGAGGCCCCCAAAGGCCAAGACAUGGAGACGGAAGCUCACCAAAACAAGCUGGAGGAGAUGAUCAAUGAGCUGGCAACCGCCAUGACAGCUGUAAAGCAUGAGCAGGAGUACAUGGAGGUUCGGGAGAGGAUACACAGAGCGAUCAACGACAACACAAACAGCAGAGUGGUGCUGUGGUCGUUCUUCGAAGCUCUGGUUCUGGUGGCAAUGACACUCGGACAGAUUUAUUACCUGAAGAGAUUUUUCGAAGUACGACGAGUGGUGUAGUGCGAUCGACGAGACGAUCCCUCUGUGUCCUCCACUGUUUUUCUCCAACACCGAGACAGAUAUUUACACUCUGGAUAUGAGACUGGCAGUUUUUCGAGUACUUGCGAUUGGAUCUCAGAUGGUUUUGUUCUCCUGUUACCUAUUUGGUUCCUUCUUUAAAAAUUGUAAUUAGUGUUUGUUUGGAGCAAAUGGCCAAAAGAUUCGGGGAUAGAUGUCAGUUUUCAUUAGGAUUCUGUUUUGUUUUAUCACAUUUUUUUUGUGGAAUAUAAUUUGAUAAUCUCCUGCCAGUGCAGUUUUGGCUGUGUAAGGCGUCGAGGCAGUCAGAUACAAAGACUUUGGAUAGGCAUGUGUGGAGUAACCACGGGAGAAUGUAGCCCUCAAUAAGAUAUAAAUGGGACCCUUUUUCCUACAAUAAAAGAAAAUCAUUCAAUCUUA
Cheilinus undulatus (humphead wrasse) is the source of this 1231-nucleotide messenger RNA. It is a transcript of the gene tmed2, whose product is annotated as transmembrane p24 trafficking protein 2. Gene Ontology annotation, cellular component: endoplasmic reticulum; COPII-coated ER to Golgi transport vesicle; Golgi apparatus. The coding region runs from base 191 to 796 and encodes 201 amino acids. Lineage: Eukaryota; Metazoa; Chordata; Actinopteri; Labriformes; Labridae. Gene Ontology annotation, biological process: intracellular protein transport; endoplasmic reticulum to Golgi vesicle-mediated transport; Golgi organization. The record is from RefSeq and is a predicted model, not a curated record. The transcript has 4 exons.